Molecule: messenger RNA, 2572 nt
Organism: Phyllostomus discolor (pale spear-nosed bat)
Lineage: Eukaryota; Metazoa; Chordata; Mammalia; Chiroptera; Phyllostomidae
Gene: BNIPL
Product: BCL2 interacting protein like
Exons: 9
Coding region: 703-1881 (392 amino acids)
Biological process (GO): apoptotic process
Cellular component (GO): cytoplasm
Source: RefSeq, a predicted model, not a curated record
GAGAUCUUGGCUGACAAUUAGAAACAAAAAGUGACUAGUCUUGGGACUUCCCCACCAUCCAGCUCUUACCGGUUCUUAUCUCGGGUUCCUAGAAGCAAUAAAACUGUAAAAAUUACUUUACAGAGAAGGAAUGAGGGUGGUUCUAUUAAGGUAGUAAUGUUGGUAUGGUAUGGAACUGAGAACAGAGUCCAGGGUAAUUCCCUAUUGUGAGUGUUUUUGUUUUAUUUUUUAAGAACGUUUCUAUAUUUUGACUGGGAUAAAUCUGCCUGGUCUCUGUUUUCUAACCCCCACCCUCCAGAAUGGCCAUUAGGAAGGCAGACCCAGAAAUUUAGGUCCAGGUUCUCCCCAGCAAAUCUAUCUUCCUCUUUACCUUCUUGCCCCGCCCCUCCACCCAGACCGUGGUUUCCCCUGACCACUCCCCAGCACAGCGGAGGACGGGCCCGUCUAGGUGCCAUCUUCCUGAACUUUGCCCAGUGAUAGAUGGGCAGGUCUGUCGGUGUCCAGCCAAUUAUAAUGUGGAUUUUACUUCUCACCUCUACUGUGUAGGUGGAGCGACUGCCAGAGGAGUAAAUAUGAUUAGUUUUACAUUCUAUCCUUCCUCUGCCCAAACCCUAACCCUAACCCUAAACCCAACAGUAGGGGUCAUCUGUUUCCAGCAAGCGGCGAGCAUAGUAGAAACAUCUGUCUAGGAGAGGAGUUCUUAUGAAGGCUUGCUCAGCUCUCUGCACCUUAAUUCCUGUUCUUCAUUCCAGUGUCUCCUACCUGCAAUCUGGUUCCCUCGAGACACUACCUAGUUUGUCUCGUGAUAAUCUUUUCUGCCGGGGGUUGGGGGACUACCUUAGGGUCACGGAGAACGCAGAAGCAGCAGGACUAGCAGCAUCCCUGAGGCUUGAGGAACUGGAGCUGAAGGAGGAGUGGCAGGAUGAAGAAUUCCCCAGUUUGCUUCCUGAGAAGGCUGACUCUUCUGAAGAUCCUGACAAUCCCAAAAGAGACUUACAGGCAGGUACCCCCAGCACUUUAGCCCUGUGUGGCCACCGUGCCAUGCGUAAGCGUCUUUCUGCCACAGAUUUGCGACUGAAUUUGACAAAGGGGCCUGGAGAUAAUGAAGCUUCUUCCACCCACUCAGCACCUUCCUCUCCUGAUGGUAGCUCUGACCUGGAAGUAGACGAAUUAGAGACACCUUCAAGCUCCGAGCAGCUGGACAGUGGACAUGAAUUUGAAUGGGAAGAUGAGCUGCCCCAGGCAGAGGGUCUGGGAGCCAGUGAGGCAGCUGAAAGGCUGGGCCAGGGUUGUACGUGGGAUGUGGCUGGAGAUAAUGGUCAUCGCUGGAGGGUGUUCCGAACAGGGCAGCGGGAGCUGCGAGUGGACAUGACGGUCAUUGAGCCCUAUAAGAAAGUCCUGUCUCAUGGAGGUUACCAUGGUGAUGGCCUCAAUGCUGUCAUCCUCUUUGCUUCCUGUUACCUACCCAGAAGCAGCAUCCCCAACUAUACCUAUGUCAUGGAACACUUAUUUAGGUAUAUGGUGGGAACUCUAGAGCUGCUGGUAGCUGAAAAUUAUCUGCUUGUUCAUCUGAGUGGAGCCACAGGCAGAGCCCAAGUUCCACCCCUGAGCUGGAUCCGCCAGUGUUACCGGACUCUGGAUCGGCGGCUAAGGAAGAACCUGCGCGCCCUGGUGGUUGUCCAUGCUACGUGGUACGUGAAGGCAUUCCUGGCGCUGCUUCGACCCUUCAUCAGUUCCAAGUUCUCGAGAAAGGUUCGUUUUCUGAAUAGCCUGGGAGAACUGGCCCAACUCAUCUCCUUGGAUCAGAUCCACAUCCCUGAAGCUGUCAGAGAGCUGGACCAGGCUCUCCAUGGCUCAUCGGACUGGAAUAAAGGGUCUUAGUACCAAGCAAAGAUAUUUAUCUGCCUACACCUUAACCCAUCGCUGGAUCUUCACAGCCCGAUGGGGUGUCAUGCCUCCCUCAACCUUGCCUUCAAAGCGGGGCUUUGAGGUCUGGAACUCGAUCUGCUGGGAGACUUUCAUUGCAGCAUGUAGUGGCAUUUUGUAUGGGAAAGUGCAAAGCUGUGGGUCUUAAUCUUGCUUGAGCUAUAGGACCUUGGGCAGAUAACUUCAUCUCAGUGAGUCAUUUUCACCCUUUUAAAGGAAGGGGCUGAGAUCCUUCCCACCUGGGGUAUUCUAGCAGUCUGUGAAGGCGAGGGGCUAUGGGAAGGGCACGGCUUAACACUGCCAGCCUGCUGGGAGCCAGACAGGAGUCCACUCAGGAAUCUUGGAGGACCCCUGUAAACCCCUCUUCCUCAGUCAUGUCUGCUGCCUGUGAGCCUGGGAAGAAGUGUUUUCAAAACCUUUCUUAGCCACUGUGGGGACUCAGUUGGUUAGAGCCAUGGUUGCAGGUUCCAUCCCCUGUCAGGGCACAUGCAGGAAGCAACCAAUGAACACAAAUAAGUGGAACAACAAAUUGAUGUUUCUCUCUCUCUCUGUCUCUCUGUCUCUCUCACACAUACACACACACACACACCUUUCUUUCUUUAGUCAAUUCAGACGUGUAGUGGUUAAUAAAUUGCGAUGAGAGAUU